UCGAAACGCGUCGCGAUCGCGAUCGUUACUUCUGUCGGAUUUUUUUUAUCGGAAAGGCGUCGUCAACAUCAACAACCGACAAUUGACAAGCGAAUUUGGCGGGCGUGUGAGAUCGUUUGGUCGAGGUUUGACGGGGGAUAAACAUCCAAUCACAUUUGAUGCUGGGUGUGCUUGAAUGAAAUCGGACGUCGUCUUGAUAAUUUGAAAGUCAUUAAGAUUGAUGGGAACUUGUGUUGGGUGAAAUUAGAUUUGAAGUGAUUUAAGGGCUGGGACCACCUUCCGCGUUGCUGUUCCUGUUGAUCGUGCUACUUCUACCGUUUUUUUUUGGGUGGAGGCAUCCUGUGGCUACGGACGGUCUUUGACCUGCUUUGCAGGAGAGACCAGGUGCUUGAUUAUUCGGAGGAUUCCCGCGUGGAUUGAUUGAGUGUUCGUUGAUUGUGUGGUUUUGUGCAAUCGAUCUUUGAAGUGAUCGCGUCCUAUCCUGAUUGAAGCUUUCUUUGCUACGAAAGUAAGUCUCCAUAGCAGAAACCCUACGAGAUAAAAUGUGUGACGCACGAGUGAGUGUCGGAAAUUUACACGAUCAUAGCUCGUAAGCAUUUGAUCGCGUAGCGGUCGUUACUGACCAGUGACUCUCUCCCUAUUUUCUCUCUCUUCCUCUGUGUUGAGUGCAUAGUGUUUUGAUCGUAAUAAUCAAUUUACAUUUAUGAAAUGUAUCAACCAGUUUCCAGGGCCCGUUGUGAUCGUCGUCGUCGUCGUCGCCAUUUGUGGUGAUCAUAACCGACGGUACUAGUGAUUGAUUUCGAUCGAAUCAAGUCAGCGUCAAGCAACCGAUUGCGCAUAUCUGUUGUAGGCUUUCCUUAGCCAGCAUCCCUUGAGGUUUCGAUCUUGUUUUGAACCCUGUUCGGAGAUCUAACGCACGAGAUCAAGUUUGACUAGUUCGACACCAAAUUUUUCGGUGCUGGAGGCCUUGACGGAAGAACCGAGCUGACUUUCUCCGCGAUCGAGGCGCUCCACUAAUCCGAACGUGAUCCAGUGAACUUCGUACCUUAAUAUGUGUCUCAUAUAUGGGGAUGGACUACUGACUACUGAACGACCUCGCGAUCGACGAGUGAGUGAGUGAAGAGUUCAAAUAUCUUUCGAGUUGAGCGGGGUCAGGAGAAGGACACGGCAUUCCUUUGGCUCUUGGGAGUUUGGAGUCAAGAAACAACACAAACAUCUGCUGAAACCCGAAUUCAACCGAAAGAAAAAAAAAACUCUUACUCCACCGACGAUCGUCGCGUCGUACGAGAGCCGACGAUAAACUAGAUCGCGGUAAGUGCGUGUGGUGCGCAUGCCUCGGCAAUAAUUCAUCGCUGCUUCGAACUUCGAACACCAACUGAGCUGCUCGGUCGGGUUUUUGGAGGCUUUUGCAUACCUAAGACGUCGAAUCGAGUCAAAUCUAAAAUUCAAGUUCUCAUUGAACAAGCGUGAUGAACACUAUGCGAUUAAUGAGUUGAAAAAUCAUCCAAAGUGCAGUAGUGAAUGAAGGUGUCAAAACAACAUUCUGUGUCAUGUAGUGUCAAAAUCGUGAAUUGUUCAAGAAGUGAUCCCAUUACGUUUGUUAGUGAAUCUCCCUGUGGCCUACCCUAGCAAAAAUGUCACUCCUAUCAUCUGGGGGUCGCCCCCGCUCCCUGAUGGAGGCACUGCUGGCCAAGAAGAUCGAAGCCGCCUCCCAGGCUGGCGGCAAUGUGCCUCCGAGUGGCCCAGGUGGAUCCCGCUUGAUGCGAACCGACUCAAUGGACUCGAGCAGCAGCAUCGGCUCUCUGAUUCUCGGAGAGGACGUGUGCCGAUGUGACGAUUGUCUGCUCGGCAUCGUCGAUCUGUACACGAUCGGCCCCCAGGAGACGGCGAACGCCAAGAAAAAGCCCUCGGGAUGGCGAAAGCUGAGGAAUAUCGUCCAGUGGACGCCCUUCUUCCAGACGUACAAAAAGCAGCGCUACCCGUGGGUUCAGCUAGCGGGGCACCAGGGCAACUUCAAAGCCGGUCCCGAUCCGGGAACGGUCCUCAAGAAGCUCUGCCCCAAGGAGGAAAAGUGCUUCAAGGUUCUCAUGAAGGACGUCCUCCGGCCAUAUGUUCCUGAAUACAAGGGACAAGUAAACAGCGAUGAUGGCGAAUCUACCUACAUCCAGCUGCAAGAUCUGCUCAGCGACUUCUACCAGCCGUGCGUGAUGGACUGCAAAAUUGGCGUGCGGACUUACCUGGAGGAGGAACUCUCCAAAGCCAAAGAGAAGCCGAAGCUGAGAAAGGAUAUGUACGAAAAAAUGAUCCAGAUCGAUCAGAACGCCCCGACGGAGGAGGAACAUCGAGCGAAGGGUGUUACGAAACCUCGCUACAUGGUAUGGCGCGAGACGAUCUCCAGCACCUCGACGCUGGGCUUCCGGAUAGAGGGCAUUAAGAAGAGCGACGGUACCAGUUCAAAGGAUUUCAAAACGACCAAAUCGCGGGAACAGAUCUGCGACGCGUUCCGGGAGUUUGCCGAAGGAUUUCCGCAUGCGCUGCCCAAAUACAUCCAACGACUGAAGGCGAUCCGCGCCACGCUAAGCUUCUCGGACUUCUUCAAGCAGCACGAAGUGAUCGGCUCCUCGCUCCUGUUCGUGCACGAUCGCCACAACGCCAGCGUCUGGUUGAUCGACUUCGCCAAAACGGUUGCCCUGCCGGAGUCGGUGGCCAUCUCGCACGAUCGCAAAUGGAAGGUGGGCAACCACGAGGACGGCUACCUGAUCGGCAUCAACAAUCUGAUCCAGAUCUUCGAGGAAGUACACGAGGCUCAGCAGGCGGCUCUAGCCGAACGGAUACCGAGGCUUUCGCUGCCCGAUCUGCACCACGACUUCGGUAGCGGCUAUCAGGCGAAGAACAGUGUCAGCGUCAACAACAAUAACAAAGAAAGCAAAAGCGAAGAAGCGGUCGACAAAGCAUCCGAACAGCCUGCUUUGAUUGCCGAACUGAGUACCUUGGUGUUAAGUAAUUCGACGACGACGACGACGACUGUGCCGACUGAAGCAGGGUCAGCUGACAGCAGUGCUGCCAACUGUCUCAACAAUAACAACUGCGACUGCAAAAACGACGACCAGAGUCCGACUUCGACGCAGCAACUUCCAGAAGGGGGCACUAAUAGUUAAUAACUUAUACAUUUUCGAACGUUCCAAUCGUUUGUAAUUGAUUCAAUGAUGGGCGGUUUUCUUCCUUCAACCAUCAUCAGCAUCCCCCUCCUUUACAAAAGUCUGAUAUCAAGCAGGACUGAGACUCAACUGUCGAUUCGUUUUCCCAUUCCUUCUCAUCAAUGCAGAGUUUUUCCUACCGAAUAAAGGGGAAAAGGAAAGACAUUAUCGGAACAAGAUAAAUCAUGAAACAACAGUCUAGUAUUCUUACUAAUUUCCAAGAAAACAACAAACAAAAUAAAUAAACUCACAUACACAUUUCCAGAGCAAUGUGAAAUCUCAAAACCAAUGGUUAUAGAAGCGUAGAUAAUGCUACCACUGUAAAACACACUAUUUAUACGAAAACUUGUUACAACAGUUAAGAAGAAAAAAAUAAAAACAAAAGCACCAAUAAGAAAGAGUGAGAGAGAGUGAGUAAGAGAGAAAGGAGCUAGAAAAUUAGAAAACUCAUACAAUUCAUAUUGUAUUAAUAUAUUCGAUAUUUAGUCAAAGUUUUCUCAAACAAACAAAUAUUCGACUAGGAUCGGAGAAAAAUCCACUAAACAUAAACUGUGGUAGCUGAAAUUCGUUGUUGAAAGUCUUUAGGGGUGGUUAGAGCGAAGAUUAAAAAAAAACAAGCGAAUUCAGAGCAUCCACCACCACCCAGAGGGACGCUUCUAGUAUAUAAGAAAAAAACAUAUGUAGUUAUUCGCGAAAUCUAUUAUUUAUCAAUCACAAAGUGUGAUGCCUUCUGAUCGUAGCCCCCCCGUUCGAUGGUGGACCAGCGAGGAGGAUUUUCCAAUGAAAGCAUUUCCCUUUUUAGUUUUGUUACUAGCUCUUAAGUCAGGCCAUUGCAAACAACAAUAAAGUAGCAUGCAUUUUUUCUCAACUUUUAA
Molecule: messenger RNA, 4072 nt
Organism: Uranotaenia lowii
Lineage: Eukaryota; Metazoa; Arthropoda; Insecta; Diptera; Culicidae
Product: inositol-trisphosphate 3-kinase A-like
Exons: 8
Coding region: 1635-3158 (507 amino acids)
Biological process (GO): inositol phosphate biosynthetic process
Cellular component (GO): nucleus; cytoplasm
Molecular function (GO): inositol-1,4,5-trisphosphate 3-kinase activity; inositol tetrakisphosphate kinase activity
Source: RefSeq, a predicted model, not a curated record